This is a messenger RNA of Gossypium arboreum, 747 nucleotides long. RefSeq names its product secreted RxLR effector protein 161-like. Bases 1 to 747 code for a protein of 248 amino acids. NCBI's taxonomy places the organism in Eukaryota, Viridiplantae, Streptophyta, Magnoliopsida, Malvales, Malvaceae. The transcript is spliced from 2 exons. The record is from RefSeq and is a predicted model, not a curated record.
AUGAGUAAAAUUCCAUAUGCUUCUGCUAUUGGAUCUAUCAUGUAUGCCAUGUUAUGUACCCGUCCAGAUGUCUCAUAUGCCUUAAGUAUGACGAGUAGGUACCAAGUAGAUCCCGGUGAAGGUCACUGGACCACAGUCAAGAAUAUCCUUAAGUACUUAAGAAGAACUAAGGAUACGUUCCUAAUAUAUGGAGCUGAGGAAGAGUUAAGUGUAAAAGGUUACACUGAUGCCAGCUUCCAAACCGAAAAGGAUGAUUCUCGAUCACAAUCAAGUUUUGUGUUUUGCCUUAAUGGUGGUGCUAUGAGCUGGAAGAGUUCAAAGCAAAGUACAGUAGCCGAUUCUACAACAGAGGCUGAGUAUAUUGCAGCUAGUGAGGCAGCAAAAGAAGCGGUUUGGAUCAAGAAGUUCAUUACUGAACUAGGGGUUGUGCCUAGUAUAUCAGAUGCUAUAGAACUCCGAUGUGAUAACAAUGGAGCCAUUGCACAAGCAAAAAAACCCAGAUCUCACCAACGAUCCAAACAUAUACUUAGGAUCAACAACAAAGCAUCCGUCCAUUUUGUUCCGAACACGGAUAUUCUCAAAUUCAUUAGCCUAGAGUUUAGUUUCACUCAAGAACUUGAUGCUGGGGUCUUUGAUAGCGAAGAGCUAUCUCAACUCACGAACUAUUGUAGGGCUCCUACCAUCACGACAAUUCUAACAAAGGAUUUUCAUGGCUCUGGACGGGGCGAUCACCAGCCCCUGCCUUGA